Messenger RNA from Arxiozyma heterogenica, 1407 nucleotides. Its product is annotated as DMT family transporter. The coding region runs from base 1 to 1407 and encodes 468 amino acids. The transcript has a single exon. The record is from RefSeq and is a predicted model, not a curated record. Gene Ontology annotation, cellular component: membrane. NCBI's taxonomy places the organism in Eukaryota, Fungi, Ascomycota, Saccharomycetes, Saccharomycetales, Saccharomycetaceae.
AUGUGUGAAAGGUCAGAACAAUUAUAUGAUACUGGUAAUAAUAGCAAUAAUUUUGAGAUAUCUGAUCUAGAGGAUAAUAUAAAUGUUACAGACCCAAAUGGCAUUGAAAUAAUGAGGUCUAGAUCCAGGUCCAUAACAUCGGACCAUAUAAGAUACCCAACGACGUUCAAUUUGGAUAGACGAUCUAAAUGGGAACAAUUCAAAUUAAAACAUAUAGAUCCAAACCUUGGUUUGAUUAUGCUUAUUGCAUCUCAAUUUUUCAAUACUUUAAUGAUUGUAUCCACCAAACUGUUGGAGACAAACCCUGAUAGGGAGGCUAAGAUUAAACCAUUACAAAUUUUGAUGAUUAGAAUGGCCAUCACAUAUUUGGGAACGAGAGUAUAUAUGCAUGUAUAUAGAGAGAAUAUUCCUUAUGUCCCAUAUGGUGAUCCUGAAAUAAGGAAAUGGUUGAUUUUGAGGGGUUGUGCUGGGUUUUUUGGUGUCUUUGGAAGUUAUUUCUCCCUAAUGUAUUUAUCCAUUAGUGAUUCGGUUCUAAUUUCUUUUUUAUCCCCAUCUUUAACCAUCAUUUUGGCAUGGAUUGUACUUAGAGAGAAAGUUCAUAGAUAUGAGGCCUUCGGUUGUAUUUUAUCAUUAUUAGGAGUUGUUUUAAUCGUUAGACCUCUCUUCUUAUUUGGUAAUAGUUUUAUGAAUGAUAAUAGUGAUGCUACUAAUAUGGAUUUGAGUAGUCCGGGCGAUGGAUCAAUGGACACUGUAUCAUAUAAUCCUGUUGAAUCUAGUAAUCCAAAGGAAAGAUUAAUUGCUGCUUUAGUAGCUCUAUGGGGUACUUUUGGUAUGGCUUCGGUAUAUAUCAUAAUUAGAUAUAUUGGUAAAAGAGCACAUGCAAUUAUGUCGGUCAGUUAUUUUUCUCUAAUCACAUUGAUUAUAUCAACUAUAGGAAUUUUCACUAUCUCAUCAAUGAAAUUCCAAAUGCCAAAUUCUUUAAAAGAGUGGGGGUUAUUUUUAAACUUGGGUAUCUCAGGGUUUUGUUUUCAAUUAUUAUUGACGCUUGGUAUCCAAAGAGAAAGAGCAGGUAGAGGGUCGUUGAUUGCAUAUACUCAACUUAUUUAUGCUUUAAUGUGGGAUAUCUUUCUUUACCACCAUAUUCCAUCUAUUUGGUCUUUCUUUGGAAUGUUUAUUAUUAUUGGCAGUGCACUAUAUGUUUUAAAGUUAAGAAACGAAAAGCAAAGUAAUGAAGACAAUCAAAGUAUAAUUGGAGAAGAGAGAGAAUCUGAGUUAAACUGUAAUUUUGAUUUGGAAGACAAUAGUCUAAUUCACAAAGAUUCAAGUGAUAUCGAUAUUCCAUUGCAUGAAAUAACAUCAAGAUCUUCAAGACAUUCUAAAGUGAUAAAUGAAUUUGUGAAUACAUGA